GACCUGCUCGACCCGCUGUCGGGCGAGGUGAUCGUCAAGCGCAACGAGAUGAUCGGCGAGGACCUGGUCGAGCGCAUCGACACCGCCGGCAUCGACGCCGUGAAGAUCCGCUCGCCGCUCACCUGCGAGUCGCGCAGCGGCAUCUGUGCCAAGUGCUACGGCCGCGACCUGGCCCGCGGGACCGAGGUCAACAUCGGCGAGGCGAUCGGCGUGAUCGCCAGCCACGACGCCGUCAUUCAGGUCAAGAACAAGAACGUCGUGGCCAACUCCGAGGGCGUGUCCAUCGUCAUGGGCCGCAAUCUGGAGGUGGUGCUGGCCGACGAGGGCGGCCGCGAGCGCGCGCGGCACCGUGUGCCCUACGGCUCGCGCCUGCUGGUCGACGACGGCACCCAGGUGACCAAGGGCCAGAAGCUGGCCGAGUGGGAUCCCUACACGAUCCCCAUCAUCACCGAGAAGGAGGGCAUCGCGAACUACGUGGACCUGGUCGACGGCCUGUCCAUGCGCGAGGUCACCGACGAGACCACGGGCAUCUCCAGCCGCGUGGUGGUCGACUGGAAGCAGCAGCCGCGUGGUUCCGACCUGCGGCCGCGGAUCACCUUGCGCGACGAGAAGGGCGACGUGGUCACCCUGCCGAACGGCACCGAGGCCCGCUACUUCAUGUCGGUGGACGCGAUCCUCUCGGUGGAGAACGGCGCCAAGGUGCAGGCCGGCGACGUGCUGGCCCGCAUCCCGCGGGAGUCGACCAAGACCCGCGACAUCACCGGCGGUCUGCCGCGCGUGGCGGAGCUGUUCGAGGCGCGCAAGCCGAAGGACUACGCGAUCAUCGCCGAGUCCGAGGGGCGCGUGGAGUUCGGUCGCGACUACAAGACCAAGCGCCGCAUCCUGGUGCGGCCGGAGGACGGCGGCGACGCGGUCGAGUACCUGAUCCCCAAGGGCAAGCACCUGGCGGUCCAGGAAGGCGACUACGUGCGGGUCGGCGACCUGCUGAUGGACGGCAACCCGGUGCCGCACGACAUUUUGGACAUCCUCGGCGUCGAGGCGCUGGCCGAGUACCUGGUCAACGAGAUCCAGAGCGUCUACCGGCUGCAGGGCGUCAAGAUCAGCGACAAGCACAUCGAGGUGAUCGUUCGCCAGAUGCUGCAGAAGGUCGAGAUCAUGGAGGCCGGCGACACCACUUUCCUGGUCGGCGAGCAGGUCGAUCGCGACGAGUACGAGGAGGCCAACAACCGGGCGCUGCUGGAGAACGGCAUCCCGGCCAAGGGCAAGCCGGAGACCACCCGGGUGCUGACCGAGGCGGCCGUCAACGGCAAGCUCGACAACCUGGUGGGCCUCAAGGAGAACGUCAUCGUCGGCCGCCUGAUCCCGGCCGGCACCGGCUCGGUGAUCAACCGCCUGAAGCGGAUCGCCGCCGAGCGGGACGCCGUGAUCGAGGCCGAGCGCAGCAAGGCCGAGCUGGAGGCCGCGGCGGAGGCCGAGGCCGCCACGGCGGCCGAUGUCGA
This is a messenger RNA of Symbiodinium necroappetens, 1499 nucleotides long. The record is from the annotation of a GenBank genome assembly. NCBI's taxonomy places the organism in Eukaryota, Dinophyceae, Suessiales, Symbiodiniaceae.